Molecule: messenger RNA, 2656 nt
Organism: Leopardus geoffroyi (Geoffroy's cat)
Lineage: Eukaryota; Metazoa; Chordata; Mammalia; Carnivora; Felidae
Gene: MPI
Product: mannose phosphate isomerase
Exons: 8
Coding region: 115-1371 (418 amino acids)
Biological process (GO): carbohydrate metabolic process; GDP-mannose biosynthetic process
Cellular component (GO): cytosol
Molecular function (GO): mannose-6-phosphate isomerase activity; zinc ion binding
Source: RefSeq, a predicted model, not a curated record
UGCCAGAAGCCAGGUCCGGUACCGCGAGGAUGGCAGUUCAGCAAGGUGGGCUGUCGGCUGUGUUGCUGAGGACACUGGGGAGGAUCGCGUCGCGGGGAACCUUCCCGACCUGAAAUGCCAGUAUUCCCCCUUUCCGGUGUGGUGCAGCAGUAUGCCUGGGGGAAGACAGGUUCUAACAGUGAAGUGGCUCGGCUGCUGGCCAGCAGUGACCCGCUGGCCCAGAUCUCAGAGGACAAGCCAUAUGCAGAGUUGUGGAUGGGGUGCCAUCCCCGGGGAGAUGCCAAGAUCCUUGACAAUCGCAUCUCACAGAAGACCCUAGGCCAGUGGAUCGCUGACAACCAGGACUGCUUGGGCUCAAAGGUCAAGGACACCUUUAAUGGCAAGCUGCCCUUCCUCUUCAAAGUGCUCUCGGUUGAAACUGCCCUGUCCAUCCAGGCACACCCUAACAAGGAGCUGGCAGAGAAAUUGCACCUCCAGGCUCCACAGCACUACCCCGAUGCCAACCAUAAGCCAGAGAUAGCCAUUGCCCUCACCUCCUUCCAGGGUUUAUGUGGCUUCCGGCCUGUUGAGGAAAUUGUGACGUUUCUGACAAAGGUGCCUGAGUUCCAGUUUCUUAUUGGAGAUAAUGCAGCAACACAGCUGAAGCAGAGCCUGAGCAGUGACUCCCAGUGUGUGGCCUCUGCUCUGCAGAGCUGUUUCUCCCACCUGAUGAAGAGCGAGAAGAAGGUGGUGAUGGAGCAGCUCAACCUGUUGGUGAAGCGGAUCUCCCAGCAAGUGGCUGCUGGAAACAACAUGGAGGACAUCAAUGGGGAGCUCUUGCUGCAGCUGCAUCAGCAGUAUCCGGGUGAUAUUGGAUGCUUUGCCAUCUACUUCCUGAACCUGCUUACCCUGAAGCCAGGAGAGGCCAUGUUUCUGGAGGCCAAUGUGCCCCAUGCCUACCUGAAAGGAGACUGCGUGGAGUGCAUGGCGUGUUCAGACAAUACUGUUCGUGCUGGCCUGACACCCAAGUUCAUCGAUGUGCCAACUCUGUGUGAAAUGCUCAACUAUACCCCCAGCAAGGACAGGCUCUUUCUUCCAACACAGAGUCAAGAAGACCCCUACCUCUCUAUCUAUAACCCCCCUGUGCCAGACUUCACUGUCAUGAAGAUGGAGGUCCCUGGCUCCAUCACUGAAUACAAGGUCUUGGCAGUGGACUCGGCCAGCAUCCUCCUGAUAGUACAGGGAAGAGUGACAGCCAGCACUCCCACAGCCCAGACACCAAUCCCCCUGCAGCGUGGUGGGGUGCUCUUCAUUGGGGCCAAUGAGAGCGUCUCACUGAAGCUCACUGUGCCCGAUGACCUGCUGAUGUUCCGAGCCUGCUGCCUGCUGUAGAGACCACAGCCUGUCUGGCUCUCCUCUGACAGUUACCCUAAAUCCUAGCCAGCCUCUCAGGCCCAGCUCAAACCCUUCCCUGUUCUGGACUUGGGUGUGCGCUGGAAGAGCUGGGGUAGAGUAGCAAGCUUGAAGGUAGUGCCUCCUGAGCAAGCCUAGGACAAACCAUCAUCUUUCUCUUGGGAGAAGGACCCCGAUGAGAACUAAGAGCAGACACUCCCCUUGUAUUCUCACCAUACCUCAGCCAGGCUCUCCUCAAGGCAGGAGGCAGCAGCUGUUCCAGCCUAUGGCAUUAAGCAGGCUGCUAAAAUCUAGUACUAUUUCAGCAUCACUCACAGCAGAAGGAUAGGCCAUUUCUAAGAACAGGGUUCUGGCCCUGGGACUGCCUGUUUCCUCAAACGCAAAGGAGGGAAAAGAGUAGGCCUAUGGACUCAUUGCUCAUUGCCACCCUCUGACUCUGUCAAAGCAAUUAAAGAUCACUGUGUUGAGGCUGACGUAGAGCAGUCAACCUUUAGUGUUCCAGGAUAGAGCCCUUUCUGGAUGUCCAGUUUUUGCUUUAAUUUCUGCUUCUAAGAGCUCCCUGUGGAGGGCAGGCUGGACUUCAGGGCCCUUUUAUAGGAAGGGCAGCCGGCUUCAGCCUUAGAUGCAGAGCUUGCAGGCAGGCCUUGAGUCCUACAUAUGGGGAAGGUGGAUCUAAAGACAGGUACUGUCAGUGUAAGAUUCUCCUCUCCAAUGUUAGUUGGCCUUAGGGCCAGGAUCAGCAUGUUAAGGCCAGCAGACUGGACCUGGCCACACUUGUCAUUUACAUACCAUCCAGCUGCUUUCAGGCUACAGUGGCAAAAUUUAGUAAAUGCACCAGACUGUAGGGCCUGCAACACCAGACAUACGGACCAACCCUUCCGAGUUUGUCAGCCACUUCUCUAGAGCACAUUCAGUCACUGUAUACACAGGGAUUUGGGGUCAGGGCAAUCCAAUUCGUGUUGUGAAGAGAAACCUAGCUACUUUUUCUAAACUGGCAGGAAAUACAUAGGGCGUCUGCUCUUCCCGUGCCUACCCUCUAGUCUGCAAGAGGUGGCACAGCUGUCUGUUCUGCCACUGAAGUACCUGACUGCAGUCCGAGAUCCUGUCACCUCAGACUUAGCAGAGAGCCAGGCUGUUGGCUCCUUCCUGUGGGGUAAGGGUUUAGACAGGCACAAAAGGAUCUUCUUGGGCUACUGCCCACACUAGACCUCCUAUACAAUGGAAAUCUAGGAAACUACCUUCAAAAAAGUUCUGGCCAAUCUGU